UGACCAAAAUACCCUGAGGCGUAAGGUCGCUUUCUUGUGCCUUUCGUGUGCGCAGGUCACCCCCCAACCCCAAGACUCACUCGUGUCUACAGUACUUUCGUUUUCACCAAUUCCCCCACACUACUCCAACUUAGUGCCCCUCCACUCUCUCUCUCUCGGAGUAUAACCACGUCUUCAACCCCAACGCUAGAAAUAUUUUAUUUAUUUAUUUAUUUAUUAUUAUUAUUAUUAUUAUUAUUCUUUUAUUUUUCUGGGCCUAUAUAAAAAACAGAGUAUAGUUUCAUUCCAGGCCCCAAAUUUAUAUAUAUGCACAUAUUUUUUUUAUUACCUGAUCUUUAUUUAUUGCUAAACCAGACUAGAGGACCCUUUUGGGGAAACCUCAAUCUAAUCGGUUCUGCUCUGUGUUUUCGGUUAAUGAAGAAGAGGAAAUAAUUUAGGGAACCCAUUUUUUUCUUUCUUUCAUUUUGUUCUUGUUUGUUUUUCUGGUUUUCUUGGAAAACUAGAUUUUUGAAAGAAGAAAAGAAAAGUUUUUUUUUUUUUUUUGAGAAAGUUGAUGAUGGGUCCUUUGACAGUGCUGAUGGUAAGCUUAUUAGCCUGCGCCGCCGUAAGAUUGAGCUCAUCAGAUCCGAGCGACGAAGCAUGUUUGACCCAUUUAAGUCAAUCGAUACAAGACCCAACUGGGUCUCUCAAGAACUGGACCAAAUCCACCUUUGCUAACCCUUGUAGCGGUUUCACCUCUUACCUACAAGGAGCCACCUGCAACAAUGGCCGAAUCUAUAAGCUCUCACUCACUAACCUCUCAUUACGAGGCUCAAUCUCGCCGUUUCUCGCCAACUGUACAAAUCUCCAAGCCCUUGACCUCUCUUCAAACUUUCUCACCGGACCAAUCCCUUCGGACCUUCAGUACUUGGUCAACCUUGCUGUACUUAACCUCUCCUCCAAUCGGCUCGAGGGACCAAUCCCACCUCAGCUCACAUUGUGUGCUUAUCUCAAUGUUAUUGAUCUCCAUGAUAACUUGCUCACGGGACAGAUUCCUCAGCAAUUGGGUCUUCUUCUUCGGCUCUCCGCUUUCGAUGUUUCAAACAAUCGGCUCUCGGGUCCAAUACCUUCCAUGCUUAGCAACCGAAGUGGGAAUUUGCCGAAACUCAAUGCCAGUUCCUUUGAAGGAAAUAAAGAUCUUUAUGGAUACCCUUUACCGCCUUUCAAAAAUAAAGGUUUGUCAGUUUUGGCCAUUGUUGGGAUCGGAUUGGGAAGUGGGUUCGCGAGUUUGGUCCUCAGUUUUACUGGGGUUUGUAUUUGGUUGAAAAUUACAGAGCGUAAAAUGGCCCUUGAUGAAGGCAAGAUCAGUCAACUCAUGCCCGAUUAUUGAACCUAAAAGUAUUUUCAGGUACUUUUCGAAUAUAUAUAUAUAUUCAAAAAAAAAAAAAGGAGAUUUGAGCCUUGAAUAUGUUUAUGGAAUGAAGAUAUGGGCUAGUCUCUGUCUCUAUUCAGAUGGGUCAAAUUCAGAAUGUAUUCUUUUACUGAUCCUAGGGGAAAAAAAGAAAGGAAAAAAAAUUAAUUCUUCUACUUCUUACCAUUUUGGGUUCUUUUCUUCAUUCUCUUCUUUUUCAUGAGUUGAUAUUAUUCUCCACAAUUCUUAAUUCUCGUUUCUCUACAAUCAAUCAACAGUGUAUAGACCAAUUCAAACACUUAUUUCAGUGAAUUAGUAGUGCAACUUUUUUGCUUUGUUCUUUUGGAAUGUAACGCUAGCUAGCAAUGUUGUAUAGUGUAAAUGUAAUGUUAUUGUUCACGAUUUUCAUCUCUCUCUCUCUCUAUCAUAUUAAAAAAGUUGGAAUUUUGGAGCUG
Molecule: messenger RNA, 1845 nt
Organism: Cannabis sativa
Lineage: Eukaryota; Viridiplantae; Streptophyta; Magnoliopsida; Rosales; Cannabaceae
Product: receptor-like protein 44
Exons: 1
Coding region: 554-1369 (271 amino acids)
Molecular function (GO): protein binding
Source: RefSeq, a predicted model, not a curated record